GUUACCUGCCCCGUAGUCACAUUAAUCUUAGGAGAAAUGUCUUACGGAAUAAAAUAAAAUUCAUACCGGACUUAUAAACAAUUUAACAGAUCAUGUUAUUUAUUUGUAGGUUAAGAUUGGAAUGACAACGGGGAAAGCUUCAUAAAAUUUUAACCAGAAUCACGAAAGAGGAUUGAAAGUAAUUAAAUUACCACCCAAAAAAAUUGAAAAAAAAUAAAAAUGAAAGGGAUGCGAGAAGUAGAGGGAGUAGAAGUAAAAAAGCUGGAGAAUUUUCCGUUUUCUGCCAUGAAAGUACUUGGUGGCAUUCAGAUAGGACUCGGUACAGCCUGUAUGUUUCUUGGUUUCGUGGAUCUUAUAAUGUUUGUUAUUAUUGGAGAAUCUGAACUACUUACAGUCCAAGUAGCCCUAGAGGCUAACAAAACUGCCAAGCAAUUAACUAUAUCGUCUACUGGAUUAUGGUGUGGACUCUGGUUCAUCCUAUGCGGUGUUAUGGCUAUAAAUAUCACAGAGAAAAAGAAAACAAACAUUUUCUGUUACAAAAUUAGUUUCAUGGUUCUGAGCAUCGUUUGUGGAUCUCUCUUUGGUCCAGUUUGUUUGUUUGUAAAUGCAUAUGCAGCUAUAAUACGUGAAAAGUUGUUUACAACCAACCUCAAUUGGAUGGUUCCUCUUCUAGUAGCAUUUUUUGCCUUAGUCGAGAUUGCCAUAGCAGUAUUAUCCUCAGCUGUCAGUUGUUGUUGCUCAGCUGUUUCUGAAGCAAAGGUUCGGGUGUUUAUCCCAGGAGGAUUUCCUUCACCACCCUUACGCCAAAAAAGUAACACGUCAAUGGAUUAUUUCACCACUUCAAAGAACAGGAACCCAGUCAAUAUAGCUACAACAAAGAGAUUGGAAUGGCCAGAAACCGGAAUGUUUAAAAACAACAAUAAACAACCACUGGGAAAGAUAUAAAUGGUACAUCGACGAGAUUUUAAAAAUGUGAUAAG
Mytilus trossulus (common blue mussel) is the source of this 980-nucleotide messenger RNA. RefSeq lists its product as uncharacterized. The transcript has 6 exons. The record is from RefSeq and is a predicted model, not a curated record. NCBI's taxonomy places the organism in Eukaryota, Metazoa, Mollusca, Bivalvia, Mytilida, Mytilidae. The coding region runs from base 220 to 945 and encodes 241 amino acids.